Molecule: messenger RNA, 636 nt
Organism: Fraxinus pennsylvanica
Lineage: Eukaryota; Viridiplantae; Streptophyta; Magnoliopsida; Lamiales; Oleaceae
Source: the annotation of a GenBank genome assembly
AUGAGCAUUUUUCAUCAUGAAGAGCCACCAAAUCCCUCCAAAAGAUGCAAAUUCCUUGCUUCAGCCCUGAAGGAUGCAUUUGCCAAAUGCCAAUCUUUUCGAGGAAGGAAUUCUACUUCGUACCCCCAACAACAACAGGAAGAAGAAGAGCCAGACACUGAUUACAAUGAUGAAGAGGAAGUAUUUGUUUCAGCAAUCAUAAGUAAAUAUAAGGAAUCCAAAUGCAAACGCAAUUCAAGCAUUGCAAAAGAUAGCUUCAACUGGGCAAUCUCGCCAACAGCAGGAGAAUUGUUUGUUACCUCGAAGUCAGUAAAAGAAACAAGCAAUGAAGUAGAUAGAGAUGAAUUUUUCACCAUUGGUAGCCAUCUAUCUCGGUGUUCAAGCGCUACGAGCUUCGAUGCUUUUAUCUCUGUCAAAACGUGCUUUUCCAGGUGUUCAAGCUUAAGUAGGAUCGACAGCUUAAGUAGGAUUGACUACGAAGAUUCUCGUAGACGCUCGAUUAUUCAAGAGUUAUGCCAGUACGAAGGGUGGCCGUUUGGACUUUGCCGGAAGGCCUUGUUGCUGCCUCCUCUGCCCAAGUCCCCAUCUGAUUCUUGGUCGUGGCGAAAGAGUGCUAGAAUGGUAAAGAUACAUUGA